GGCGGGCGGUUGCCGUGGCAGCGGUGUCGGGGCCGCCAUGGAGGCGCUGACGGAGCUGUACGACCAGGCGCUGCUCGGCAUCCUGCAGCACGUCGGCGGCGUCGACGAGUUCCUGCGCGUCCUCUUCGGCUUCCUCUACCGAAAAACCGACUUCUACCGCCUCCUGCUGCGGCCCCGGGGGACCGCCCUCGGCUUCCCGCCCGGCGCCGCCCAGGCCAUGGCCCUGCAGGCGUUCCAAGUCUUCGAGCGGAUGGCCCGGCAGGACGACGAGAAGAGGCACCGAGAGCUGGAGGCGAAGCUGCGGAAGAAAGAAGAGGAGGAGGAGGCCGCCGAGAGGGUGCGAGUGGCCCCGGCCGCCCAGGAGGUCGAGGUGGAGACCACGGUGGAGCCCGGCCCCGCGGGGGAGGCGGCGGGGCCGCAGGAUUCGGCCGCCCCGGCAGCGCCCAGCCCAGCGCCGGCGGAGCCCCCGGGGGCCGCUGCCCCCGCGCAGCCCCAGCCCGCAGAGCUGCCCACGAGACAGGAGCAGUUCCAGACAAACCCCGACAGCUACAACGGGGCCGUGCGAGAGAACUACGCCUGGUCCCAAGACUACAGCGACCUGGAGAUUAAAGUGCCGGUGCCCAAGCACAUCGUAAAGGGCAAACAGGUGUCUGUGGAUAUCAGCAGCGGUGCGAUUCGCGUAGCGGUGCUGGAGGGCAGCAGCCAGCGUGUCCUCAUGGAAGGGAAGCUCACGCACAAGAUCAACACGGAGAGUUCCCUCUGGAGCCUGGAGCCGGGGAAGUGCGUUUUGAUCAACCUGAACAAAGGGGACGAGUACUGGUGGAACGCCAUCCUGGAGGGCGAGGAGCAGAUCGACAUCGACAAGAUCAACAAGGAGCGCUCCAUGGCCACGGUGGACGAGGAGGAGCACGCCGUGCUCGACCGCCUCACCUUCGACUACCACCAGAAGCUGCAGGGCAAGCCGCAGAGCCACGAGCUGAAGGUGCACGAGAUGCUGAAGAAGGGCUGGGACACCGAGGGCUCCCCCUUCCGCGGCCAGAAGUUCGACCCCUCCAUGUUCAACAUCUCCCCCGGCGCCGUGCAGUUUUGACCCCGGCGAAAAGCGGCCGAGCGACGAGGCGAAGAGAGAGGAGAAAACCCACCCGAAAACCGCCGCGGGACUCGGGGCCUCGCGCCCGGCGCCCCCAAACCCCUCGCCAACGGCCGGGCCGCGCACCCGCAUCCCUCGGCACCGGCACCGGCACCGGCCGGGCUCGGCGUUUCCACGUGCGUGCGGAAAAUGCAGAUUUACACCCCGUCACCACGGCAACCCGAGCGGCUGGGACCCUUCUCCUCGCCUCGCCUCGCGCUGGCGACGGCUCUGUUGUUUUUCAGGAAUAGACGGAGCCUCGCUGGGUGACAUAAUUAUUAUUUUUGGUGGCUCAGGAUCCUGCUGGGUUUUGCUUCUGGGGGGGGCGGAUCCCUCCCUACCCCGGCCCCGCGCCGCUUCGCCCCUCGCACGCAGAGGUGGCCGGGUUGGCCCUGGCAGAGUCUGUGGGGUCGGGGGGCCCCGCGCCCCUCCUGCGCCCGCCCGGCUGCCCUGGGCCCCCCCAGUGUUAUGGGGUCGGGGGCCCUCGUCCCGCCCCCGCCUCCCCUUGGGCUGCAAUAAACGCGUUUCUCUGA
Cygnus atratus (black swan) is the source of this 1662-nucleotide messenger RNA. RefSeq names its product NudC domain containing 3 (gene NUDCD3). The record is from RefSeq and is a predicted model, not a curated record. Gene Ontology annotation, biological process: protein folding. NCBI's taxonomy places the organism in Eukaryota, Metazoa, Chordata, Aves, Anseriformes, Anatidae. The transcript is spliced from 6 exons. Bases 38 to 1090 code for a protein of 350 amino acids. Gene Ontology annotation, cellular component: cytoplasm.